Molecule: messenger RNA, 2877 nt
Organism: Spodoptera littoralis (African cotton leafworm)
Lineage: Eukaryota; Metazoa; Arthropoda; Insecta; Lepidoptera; Noctuidae
Source: the annotation of a GenBank genome assembly
CCCGCCGGCCCGGCCCGCGCGCCCGCCAUGGCGCAGGCCGCGCCCGCGCCCCAUCGCACCCACUCCUUCGCGAAGAAGACCUUCCACAAGCCGACGUACUGCCACCACUGCUCGGACCUGCUGUGGGGCCUCAUCGGGCAGGGCUACGGCUGCGAAGUCUGCAACUUCAUAGUGCACGAGCGAUGCGUGGGGCAAGUGGUGACGCCGUGCUGCGGGGUGGCGCCGAGCCUCAUCAAGAACCCAGUGGCUCACUGCUGGUCAGAGCCCACACACCACAAACGCAAGUUUUGUACGGUGUGCCGGAAGCGGCUCGAUGAAUUACCAGCUCUACAUUGCAUGAUAUGCGAGUACUACGUGCAUGGAGAAUGCGUAGACUUCGCUGCAGCCGACUGCAAGGAGAACGCGACCUACUGCGCGGGCAGCGAGCCGCGCCACGUGCAUCACUGGCGCGAGGGCAACCUGCCCGCGAACAGCAAAUGCUCCGCGUGCCGGCGGGCCUGCUGGUCCGCCGAGUGCCUCACGGGCUACCGCUGCGAGUGGUGCGGCAGUACGUGCCACGCAGGAUGUCGCGCCCUCAUACAGGACGAUUGCAACUUUGGGAUGCUGCAGCCGAUCUUCUUACCACCGUCGGCGGUGUCUAUCCCCCGCACGGAGGUGCCUAUGGAAGCCAUCAUCGGCGUGCACGUGCGGCCGCCGCCGUCGCAGCGGGACUUCGGCUGCCCUCGCAGUGUCAGCGAGGAGUUCAGUUCCGGCUGCGAGGGCCGUUCGGGCUCCGGCGGCGGCUCCACGGGCGCUCCCGCCGACCAGGACCACCGCCCGGACCACAAACAGCAUCGGGACAGGACCCCGGAUGAUCGAGAUGAAGAAGUGGUGAAGGUGUACGACGGCGAGGCAGCUUGGUCUCGGCGGCUUUACCGGCCUGUAGUAGUGGGUCGCAAUUGGAAUGAGCGCGAGCUGGUCGCAGCAGCGCUACGUGCCUUCCACGUGGCGCGCGACCCCGACCUGUUCGAGCUCACCGACGCACUGGCCGGCGACGAGCCCCCGCUCAGGGACCCCACGCCCCUCGCGCAUGUUACACGCCUUCCCAACAAGAGACCGGCACUCUUCUUACGAUUCAAAGAACCAGAGAGUGGUGGUGGAGAGGUACGAGUGUACCCGGGGCGGGUAGCGGGCGCUGGCGAGACGUUUGUGACGGUCGGCAUCACCGGCGACGACGCCGUGGCCGACCUGAUGGCCGCCGCGCUCGAACGGUUUGGACUCGACCCCGCGCGGGCCGUGCAUGACUAUCGUUGCUCAGAGAUACUGCUAGACCGAGGAGUGUCGGAGCGCGUGCUGGAGGAGGACGAGCGGCCGUGGCGCAUCGUGGUGCGGCUGGCGCGCGAGUCGGUGCGCCGCAUGGAGCUGGCGCGCUUCUACCUGCAGCCGCGCCGCGACCCGCACGGGCCCACGCUCGCGCUCUUUGUCGCCUCCUUACCGCCCGGCCUCUCCGAGAGGAACUACGAGAACAUCUUGGUCGAGUUCCUGGGUGCCGAUAACAAGUUCACCUCAAUCGGCCCGAUUUACUACGAGUACGGGUCGAUGGUGAUCACGUAUGAGGACGCGAGCAAAGCGGUGCGCGCGCUUUAUGCGCUCAGAGAGGCCAAAUAUGAAGAUAAGCAUUUAUUGGUGAUGUUGUUGCCGAGCAUCGAGCCUUCGAUGGUGCCGGCGGGCGUGAAGCCUCUGCUGGUGUUCGUUAACGUUAAGUCUGGAGGCUGUCAAGGCCUCGAGCUCAUUUCUUCCUUCCGCAAACUCCUAAACCCCUACCAGGUGUUUGACCUUGAAAAUGGAGGUCCGCUGCCUGGAUUGUACGUGUUUCGUCACAUUCCCAACUACAAGAUCCUAGUGUGCGGUGGCGAUGGCACGAUCGGCUGGGUGCUGCAGUGUCUCGACAACGUCGGCCAGGACUCGCAGUGCUCCAACCCACCUUGUGCCAUCGUGCCGCUUGGCACUGGCAACGACUUGGCUCGCACCCUCCGCUGGGGCUCCGGCUACACUGGUUGCGAGGACCCUCUGUCGUUGCUGCGUGACGUCAUAGAUGCCGAGGAGAUCCGCCUCGACCGCUGGACUGUUGUCUUCCACCCCGAGGAUAAGCAGGACGAGCCUAAGGAGCUCUCCAAGCAACUACCUGGAUCACAGAGCGAGGACAACUCCCAGAUCCUCGUGAUGAACAACUACUUCGGCAUCGGGAUAGACGCGGACCUCUGCUUAGAUUUCCAUAAUGCUCGUGAAGAGAAUCCUAAUAAGUUUAAUAGCAGGCUCAGAAACAAAGGUGUGUACGUGAAGAUGGGACUCCGGAAGAUGGUGGGGCGCAAGAUGUGCAAGGACUUGCACAAAGCCAUCCGCCUGGAGGUGGACGGCAAGCUAGUCGAACUGCCACAGCUAGAGGGCAUCAUCAUUUUAAAUAUACUCAGCUGGGGUUCAGGUGCCAAUCCAUGGGGCCCGGAGAAAGACGAUCAGUUCAGCAAGCCCAACCACUGGGACGGCAUGCUGGAGAUCGUGGGCGUCACCGGCGUCGUACACCUGGGACAGAUCCAGUCUGGCUUGCGAGGCGCCAUGCGGAUAGCGCAGGGUGGCCACAUCAAAAUCAACCUUAAGAGCGAGAUCCCCGUGCAGGUGGACGGCGAGCCGUGGGUGGCGGCGCCUUCCGAGGUGGUGGUGCUCAAGUCUGCGCUCAAGGCCACCAUGCUGAAGAAGCGCGGCAAGGUGCGGCGCCGCAACACGGAGCCCAGCAUGCCGCGCUCGCCGGAGCGGCCCGAGCGGCCCGAGCGGCCCGAGCGGCCCGAGCGCGCCGAGCUGCGCGAGCGGCCCGAGCGGGCCGAGCGGGCCGCCGACUCCUGA